CUUCUUCUUCUUCUUCUUCUUACCCUCAGCUCUUCCUUAUAGUCCAUACAAUCGUUAGAACUUUGCCUGAAGUUGAGAUCCAGGAGAUAGGUGUUGGCAUGGCCAAGCCACUGGCGUUGCUCCUCUGCAUCCUCUUCCUACUCGCAUUGGUCUCCGGCGAGAUCGCGGUUGACGAAGAGCUGAAGAAUGGUGCCCACAAGGGCCAGAACGACAAGGGUAGCAAUGAUGGCAAGGGAAAUCUGAAGCCCUCUCAGUGCGCGGGGGAGUGCAGUCGGAGGUGCUCGCGGACGCAUCACAAGAAGCCGUGCCUCUUCUUCUGCAACAAGUGCUGCGCCAAGUGCCUCUGCGUGCCGCCCGGCUACUACGGCAACAAGGAGACCUGCCCCUGCUACAACAACUGGAAGACCAAGAAAGGUGGGCCCAAGUGCCCUUGA
Phragmites australis (common reed) is the source of this 434-nucleotide messenger RNA. Its product is annotated as gibberellin-regulated protein 5-like. The transcript has 4 exons. Bases 99 to 434 code for a protein of 111 amino acids. The record is from RefSeq and is a predicted model, not a curated record. Lineage: Eukaryota; Viridiplantae; Streptophyta; Magnoliopsida; Poales; Poaceae.